Molecule: messenger RNA, 1432 nt
Organism: Hipposideros armiger (great roundleaf bat)
Lineage: Eukaryota; Metazoa; Chordata; Mammalia; Chiroptera; Hipposideridae
Gene: CD72
Product: CD72 molecule
Exons: 9
Coding region: 150-1301 (383 amino acids)
Cellular component (GO): plasma membrane
Molecular function (GO): transmembrane signaling receptor activity
Source: RefSeq, a predicted model, not a curated record
ACUGGAAGUCACAGGGUAAAACACUAAGCGAAACAUUCACAGAGGGGACAUAGAGCCUAAGAGUGUGAAAGGACAGAAGUGAGAGUGGCAAGGGAAGCUUGGUGCCAGUGGAAGAGGGAGAGACGGGUGAGGCAGAGGUGCCCAGGACCAUGGCUGAGGCUGUCACCUAUGCAGACCUGCGGUUUGUGAAGGCUCCCCUUAAGAAGAGCAUCUCCAGCCAGUUAGGACAGGUUUCAGAGGCUGAUGAGGAUGGGGAACUCACCUAUGAGAAUGUGCAAGUGCCCUCAAUCUCCGGGGGAGCCUUGAGCUUGGCUUCCUCUGGACUAGGGGACAAAACCGGGGUCCAUUCGGAGCUGCCAACAGCGUCCUGGAGCUCCGUGACGUCACCGGCUGCUAGGCGGCUUCUGGAGUGCCCCUCAGCCUGCUCCAAAUACCUCCUUCUGGGCCUGCUCCUCACCGGCCUGCUGUUGGGCAUGGUUGCCAUCUCUCUGGGAGUACGCUAUCUGCAGGUGUCCCAGCAGCUCCAGCACACAAACAGGGUUCUGGAAGCCACUAACAGCAGCCUGAGGCAGCAGCUCCACCAAAGGAUCACCCAGAUAGGGCAGAGGGAACAGGAUCUGCAGGGGUCCAGGAGGGAGCUGGCCCAGAUUCAGGAGGCACUACAGGUGGAAAGGAGGGAUUGCCAGGCUGUCAAAGAGAAGUUACAGGCCUGCCAGUCUGACAGGGAGAAGGCCCAGGAGAACUUGCAAAGAGAGGAGGAACAGAGGAGAACCUUGGAGCAGAGGCUGAACCGCAUGCAGGACACACUGAAGCCCUUCUUCACAUGCCCCUCACCAGACACCUGUUGUCCCGUGGGAUGGAUACUGAAUGAGAGGAGUUGCUUUUACGUCUCACUUACUAAGAGAACUUGGGAGAACAGCCAAGACUAUUGUAAAUCUCUGUCCUCCAACCUGGCCACGGUCAGGGACGUUUCUUAUUCAGGCUAUUAUAAUUAUUAUAGCAGCAGCUUAACUAAUAUGUUGGAAAAAAAUGGCUGGACUGAUUCAUAUUGGAUUACCUUCAAUGCUAAGGAGUGGCAUUUGACUGAAAGUACAAAAAUCUCUAGACUUUUCGUUCAAAACCCAAGAUGUCUCAAGGUACAAACCACCUGGAGAAAAAAAAGAGAGCUGCAGUGGGAGUCAGACUGUUCUUUUCAUCUUUCCUGCAUCUGUGAGAUGGCAGCGUUCAAGUAUCCAGAUGGGGACCACUCUGCACUGAGCAGGAUACUCAUGCCAACGAGAGCCCGUGCCCCUCAUCCUUAACCUGAAGCCUACAGGUCCUAAGAUCAUCUCCCUCCAGCGUUUCCUCACUCUGCCUGGACAAUGCUUGGCCAAGGGCUAAUCCAUGCCACUGCCUGAUUGAAAUCCUGUCCCAGAAACUGACUGUUUCUGGG